Molecule: messenger RNA, 1203 nt
Organism: Epithele typhae
Lineage: Eukaryota; Fungi; Basidiomycota; Agaricomycetes; Polyporales; Epitheliaceae
Exons: 5
Coding region: 1-1203 (400 amino acids)
Source: RefSeq, a predicted model, not a curated record
AUGCUCCCUCCUCUUCUCAUUGCCCGUAUCAUCUUCCACGAUUCUUGCGACCAAUGCGAAGCUGCCGAAGUACUCUGCACCUGGUCCACUUCAACCCCGCACCUCGUCCCAGUCGCCUGUGAUCCCUGUCUAGCCAAGCUUGUUCGCAACGGCUGUACCUACCACUUUCUCUCCACCACAGGCGCUCUUCUUUUCGGUACCUCCGACCCCAUGUAUGCCUCCGCCUUCCUUGGCUAUAACGGCUUUCACAUCAGAACCGCUCUAUCCACUCUCGACCACCGCUGCACUGAAGCCAUGAUCAAUUGGUUCGCAUCUCACGCCGAUCCUACUCGUUUUGAAAUCCUCGCAUCCGCCUCCCAAGAUUACGCCGUCGCCUUCCCUGGCGGUCUUCGUCCCUUUUUCAAUUACUCCCAUCCACUCAUGCCAUCACGUCUUCUGCUCUCCGAACGAGUCAUGCAAUGGAUCAAGUCCUCCGGCCUCAACCCUCCCGUAGAACCUUGUCUCAUCGUCCAUGAGCCUCUUAUAUUCCCUCUCCUUCCACGUCAACACCAACCACCUGCCUGGCGACCGAAUCCCCAUUCCUGGCGACACACCUCCACAUCCAACAUCCCACUCUCAUUCCCGGCUUUCGAUGAAUCCCAGAUUUGUUGGGAUAUCAGCGCUACGGAGAACGUGCAGUUUCAUCACAUGGAAUCAAAUGUCCAACAGAUUCCUAAGGAUGCCUACGCCGACCAAGCGCAGCUUCUCGCCUUGAACCUUCUCCGCCUUGAGUUCCUUGUACUCCACGGCUCCUACAGCAUAGAUCGUCCCAUCGCCUGGGUUUACCGUCGCAUGCUCACCGUCAUCGACAAUGAGGAACGCAUCACCGGACAACCCUUUCUAGCAUAUGUCCACGAUCUCGAUCCCACAGCUCUUCGUACCUUGCAUCCCGUUCAGCAUGCUGAUGUAUACGAAAACACCAGCAAAGGUAUCGGAGAGCUUUCUCAUGAGAUCCUCCACCACGCCUUCCGAGCCGUCACAGGGCGCUAUAACGUCAAAGGCCCUAUCUCCCAGCAACGAAGUCUGGCUGUAUACUCCACCCGCUUUGCAGACAUUUUGAACCGGGAAUCUGCCGCCCCUUGUGUCGCCUAUGUUUAUCAUGCAACGCGGCUCGACUUCGCCUGUAAUCGGGGGAAUGCCAAUAUCGAACCCCACGCCAUGUGA